Tachysurus fulvidraco (yellow catfish) is the source of this 2926-nucleotide messenger RNA. RefSeq names its product transferrin receptor protein 1-like. Bases 211 to 2433 code for a protein of 740 amino acids. Gene Ontology annotation, cellular component: external side of plasma membrane. NCBI's taxonomy places the organism in Eukaryota, Metazoa, Chordata, Actinopteri, Siluriformes, Bagridae. Gene Ontology annotation, biological process: intracellular iron ion homeostasis; iron ion transport. The record is from RefSeq and is a predicted model, not a curated record. The transcript is spliced from 17 exons.
CCUGAAGGAUCUACUGAGGUUCUCUGUGAAGAGAGAAAUGUUUGCACACUGAGAACAGAAGCUGUGUUUAUUUGAUCUGUACUGACGUCCGGGUUGUAAGAUUUUGACAUGUUUGUCACGUGACAUUUACUCGCGUGCGGGCUGGAAACUUGACACUAUACAUUAAUCAGGAAACCACAUUUAUACCCAAGUUUCCACGAGCCCAACAUCAUGGAGGAUAACAACAGUCAACAGGAAUUGAUCAUGUCUGAUCUGGGUGAUGAAGCUGAGGGGAAUAGUGUAGAAGAGAGUGCAACUAUCCAUGCCCACCAUUCCACCAUCAGAUCCAGUCAUCACUCUCUCAGGAACAUCUGCUUCAUGGUUGCUACCUGUCUUUUCAUUUUUGCCUUUGGAUUCCUGAUUGGCUACGUUAGUCAUAAAAAUAGAGAAGAAGACACUACGAGCCUCAUAGAGUCUACUUCCUCUGAAGAUGUGGUUCAGACAAAAACAAUCUUCUUCUGGAGCAAUAUCACAUCCUUGCUUAAAAAAAAACUGACCACAAGCAGCAUUGACAACAGUCUUAAUGAAUUUUCCAGCGUCAGUCAUCAGGCAGGAUCUCCAGGAGAUGAGGAACUAAGCAGUAAAAUCUGGAAAAAAUUCACUGAUUUUGGCAUGAAGCCUUGGACCGAUUCACACUUGGUUAAGAUUCAUGUUGGUCCUACAAAAGGUACCAACACGGUGGUGUUCCGUAAUACAACGUUCUCUGAACCUGGCUAUUUGGCCUACAGUCCAACCGGAACAGCACAGGGUGGAGUUCUGUAUGCUCAUUACGGACAAACAGGGGACUUUAAGUCCUUGCAAAACUUAAAUAUAACUUUAGAAGGAAAGAUCGUCUUGAUCAUGGCUGGAAAAAUAAGUUUUGCUGAAAAGGUUGCUAAUGCUGUCAGUGUCAAUGCGAGUGCAGUGCUGAUCUAUCCAGAUCCUGUUGAAUACUUGUUUGAUGAAGAAACUUCUCUGUUUGGUCAUGUCCAUCUUGGGUCUGGUGAUCCAUUCACUCCAGGUUUCCCAUCUUUCAACCACACCCGGUUUCCUCCAUCAAAGUCUUCAGGCCUGCCAAGCAUCCCUGCCCAGACCAUCAGAGCCAGUACAGCUGCAGCCAUCAUGAGGAACCUGGGAGGUCAUGAUCCACCCCCUGAAUGGGCUGGAGGUGGCUUGCGAGAUGUAGCAUACAAGCUUGGUGGUGAUGAUGACGUUGUCUCUGUGGAAGUCGACAACACCCUCACUGUCACGAAGAUCUUCAAUGUGUUUGGAGUCAUCAAGGGUUUCAUAGAUCCAGAUCUGUAUGUGGUAAUUGGAGCUCAGAGAGAUGCCUGGGGUCCUGGGUUUGCUAAGUCUACUGUUGGCACAAGUUUGCUGCUUGAGUUAGCCAGAGUUAUUACCAGCAUGAUACACGAAGAUGGAUUUAAACCCAGGAGGAGCAUUGUGUUUGCAAGCUGGACUGCUGGAGAAUACGGCGCUGUGGGUGCCACCGAGUGGCUGGAGAGCUACUUGUCUUCUUUGAAUAUGAAAGCCUUCUCCUACAUUAGCCUGGAUGGAGUUGUCACAGGUUCCCUUUUUAGCGCAAGUGCAAGCCCGCUUAUGUAUGACUUGAUAGCAAGUACUUUAAAAGAGGUAUCUUCCCCAAGUGACCAUAGUAAGAGUUUGUAUUCCCAAAUGGCUGGAAACAACUGGGAGGCCGCUGUGAUGAAGCAGAUGAGGAUGGAUGACCCCGCCUACACUUUCCAGGCCUUCUCUGGUAUUCCGUCAGUUUCAUUUCAAUUUACUGACAAGAAACCGUACCCCUUCUUUGGAACCAUGUUGGACACCAGAAAGAAUCUGGAAGCUGAAACAUCUACAGAACUGCUCGUGGUGGCCAAGGCAGCAGGUGAGAUCGCAGGGGUGAUGGCUCUGCGGCUGGUGCACGACCACCUUCUCAGACUAAACGUGGAGAAAUACAGGAACGUCCUGCACAUACACGUAGACAAGAUCAACAGAGAAGUGCUGCGUCUGCAGAAGACCAGCCACUUUACAGAGCACGUGCAAAUGCGGUGGUUGAUGUUGGCUUUGGGUUCGUACAGUCGUGCUUCUAAUCACCUCAUCACCAUCAUGGAAAACAGUGACCUUGAUGACUUGGAGCAAUGUCGCGUCAUCAACGACCAAAUCAUUGGGGUAGAGAGGAAUCUCCUGUCUCCCUACGUGUCGCCCCGGGACACUCCGUUCAGACACAUAUUGUUCGGCUCUGGAUCGCACACUCUGGGAGCUGUCUUCACACACCUGGCCUCGAUACCGAACGGUACCACCAGUGUUGACGCUGUCCUACUGAAUAAUCAGAUCGCUGUGGCCGCCUGGAUGAUCCAGAGCUGUGCUAAUGCUCUAGAAGGGAACGUGUGGGACACAGAAAAAGAAGUCGACUGAAAUAUUUGCACUGGAUUAGACUUUUACACUGCCUAAGUGACACUGCAGAGUCUCCCUUAAAGCCAUACACUGUGCCAUAUUUAGGCUGUGUUUCACCUGGAUGUGUGCAGAUAAUGUGAUAAGCAAGGAAUAAACCACUUGGGGUGUGCUGUUAUAGGAAAAUAAUCAGUGACCAACUUUUAUAACUCCUUGGAAUUCACCAGUCUCUCUGUUUACUCUCUCUUUGGGGGACUUUUAAACUUCUUUGUCCUGAUUACUUUCAUGUGUUUGAAUUCUUACUGACUGUUCCAGUGUGCUGGCACUGGAGACUCCUUCCGUAAAACAUAUGGAGAAUCUGCUAUCGCUUGGUCCAGGUUAAUAAGAACGAGAAAGAUAAACAUGCGGUAUGUCUUGCGGCCAAAACUACUGUCAGAGAUUCUGCUUUAGAAAAUGAAUCAACACUUUCACGCCAAUCAAAAUCUAGUAUCAUUAAUAAAAAAUAUGUUAAACAUGA